Molecule: messenger RNA, 2165 nt
Organism: Solanum lycopersicum (tomato)
Lineage: Eukaryota; Viridiplantae; Streptophyta; Magnoliopsida; Solanales; Solanaceae
Product: casein kinase 1-like protein 2
Biological process (GO): signal transduction; endocytosis; peptidyl-serine phosphorylation
Cellular component (GO): nucleus; cytoplasm
Molecular function (GO): ATP binding; protein serine/threonine kinase activity
Source: RefSeq, a predicted model, not a curated record
GGAUAUAUUUUUUAAGAGCAAACACAUUUUGACAAAAGUCAUCAGCAAUUCACCAUAGUCAAGCUGAGAGAGAAAGAGAAAAAAUGGUGGAUUGAAUUGAAAUUUGGAUCAGAAGCAAAGCUGAAGCAGUGAUAUGUAAAGAAGAUUCAUCAUGUUUCUUCGCCAUGAGGCAGAGGGACAACAAGACAAAAAUACCUAAAAUCUGCAAUCUUUUUGUUUUAUCCAGUCAUAUGGAUCAUCUUGCUCCAUACGUUGCUAGUUUCAUAAACCUAAUUAAUUAAUCCAUUUUUUGUAUUCUUAGAUCCAAUUUUUGGAUUUAAGAUUUCCCAUUUAUAAUUGGGUAUCCUUUACAUUUUUUCAUAAUUAAUCUUUGAGCCUCCAAUCAAUGGAGCCUCGUGUUGGAAAUAAGUUUCGUCUCGGACGGAAAAUCGGAAGUGGUUCGUUUGGUGAGAUCUACCUUGGGACUAAUGUUCAGACCAAUGAAGAGGUUGCAAUUAAGCUGGAAAAUGUGAAGACAAAGCAUCCUCAACUACUCUAUGAAUCAAAGCUAUAUAAAAUACUACAAGGAGGAACUGGAAUCCCCAAUUUAAAAUGGUUUGGAGUUGAAGGAGAUUAUAAUGUCCUUGUGAUGGAUUUACUUGGACCCAGUCUUGAAGAUCUCUUCAACUUCUGCAGUAGGAAGCUGUCCCUAAAGACUGUUCUUAUGCUUGCAGACCAGAUGAUAAAUCGGGUCGAAUUUGUUCAUGCCAAAUCUUUUCUUCAUCGAGAUAUAAAACCAGACAACUUCUUGAUGGGAUUAGGAAGACGUGCAAAUCAGGUCUAUAUCAUUGAUUUUGGGCUGGCUAAGAAGUUUAGGGACUCCACCACUCAUCAGCAUAUUCCAUAUAGAGAAAACAAAAAUUUGACAGGAACUGCCAGAUAUGCAAGCAUGAAUACUCACCUCGGCAUCGAACAAAGCCGAAGGGAUGAUUUGGAAUCACUGGGUUAUGUCCUAAUGUACUUCUUAAGAGGAAGUCUUCCUUGGCAGGGGCUGAAAGCAGGGACAAAGAAACAGAAGUAUGAGAGGAUCAGUGAGAAGAAAGUUUCAACAUCAAUAGAGACAUUGUGUCGUGGCUAUCCUACAGAGUUUGCAUCAUAUUUUCACUACUGUCGAUCACUGCGGUUUGAGGAUAAACCAGAUUAUGCUUAUCUCAAGAGAAUUUUCCGUGACCUUUUCAUUCGUGAAGGUUUUCAGUUUGAUUAUGUAUUUGACUGGACCAUUUUGAAAUAUCAGCAGUCACAGCUUGCCAAUCCUCCAUCUCGUGCUCUUGGUGGUACCGCUGGACCAAGUUCCGGGAUGCCUCAUGCUCUUGCUAAUGCUGAGAGGCCAUCAGGUGGUGAAGAAGGUCGGCCUGCUGGUUGGUCGGGCAAUCUUGCUCGUAAUAGGAACACGGGGCUGCAGUUCAACUCUGGGAGCUUAGCAAAGCAAAAAGGGACAGUUGCCAAUGAUUUAUCCAUGGGUAAAGAGUUAUCUAGUUCAAGUUUUUUCCGGACUAGUGGAUCAACUAGGCGUCCAGCUGUCUCUAGCAGUCGUGAUCCAGUGAUCACCGGUGUUGAACCUGAUCCCUCUCACAUUCGGAAAACAGAUGCAAGUCCAGGACAGCUCCGUAAAACUUCCAGUGUUGCUCAGAGAAGUUCACCAGUCAUGUCAUCAGAUCAGAAGCGCAGCUCCUCCACUAGAAUGGACAAGAACUUUGAGGCCGCCCUUAAAGGAAUAGAGGGCCUAAGUGUCAAAAAUGAUGAGAGGCUGCAUUACUAGCUUUGCUGCUUUAUCUCAGUUCUCUCUGGUUACUGCAAAAUCUUGGCAGAAAAAUUGCAUCAACUUUGGGUAUAUCGCUACGAUUUGCCAUCAGGAAAGGCUAAAACUAGAAAUUAAUGUGAGAUCCCUCUAGUAAUCUUUGGCAUAUGCUUCUUCUGUACAUUUGGCACUUUCUUUUUUCUCAUCUCCCUCUCUCUAUCCCCCUUUAUGAGAGUUCUGUGCAUUUUCAAUGGUGUUAUGUUGUGAAUUAUGAAUGUAUUUUUGUAUGGUUGGAGACUAAAUAUUCACUUGAGACUUGUUGUAUUGGAGUUACACCCAUCUUUUUGCCAUUGUGCUUGAAUCUGAAUUGCAAGUUGUUGAGUGUUUA